This is a messenger RNA of Daphnia magna, 2118 nucleotides long. Its product is annotated as sodium-coupled monocarboxylate transporter 1. NCBI's taxonomy places the organism in Eukaryota, Metazoa, Arthropoda, Branchiopoda, Diplostraca, Daphniidae. Gene Ontology annotation, cellular component: membrane. Gene Ontology annotation, biological process: transmembrane transport; sodium ion transport. The coding region runs from base 198 to 2003 and encodes 601 amino acids. The record is from RefSeq and is a predicted model, not a curated record. Gene Ontology annotation, molecular function: symporter activity. The transcript has 16 exons.
CAAGUUUCUUUUCACGCCACAACGACGAAUUUCCCCUUGCUAUUUGUGAGUGAUGGACUAGUUAUGCAGCAUGCGCGAACCUCUAGUUGAUAUGCUGACGUCGGUGAUGUAACCACGAAUGCAGAAACCAAUCCAACCGAGAGAUCAGAUUGUGAAGAGUGCCAAAGGGCAUCAACUACAGCGUGGAAACAGCUUCAAUGUGGGUUACAGGUUCAGCAGUCGCACUACGACCAUUCAACGGUCCGCAACGUGCCAUCCUGAAUCAUCUUCAAAAGAUGGAAGAUUCAGCGCUUUCACGCCAUCAAUUGUUGUUCGGCUGGGUGGAUUAUUUACUCUUCGCUUCAACUUUGCUGGUGUCAUUACUGAUCGGUGUCUACCAUGCUUGGCGAGGUGGUAAUUCAACCUCCGAGUAUUUGAUGGGAGGAAAAAGCAUGGGCAUCUUUCCGAUCGCAAUGUCUUUGGCUGCGAGUUCUAUUUCAGGUACGACGUUAUUAGGGACCCCAGCGGACAUCUAUUUGACAGGUACGAUGUAUUCAUGGAUGCCGUUGGCCAUGUUUCUUUGUACGCCCGCUACCGGUUAUCUCUAUUUAUCCGUUUUCCAUCGCCUUCAGGUCGUUUCAGCUAAUCAGUAUCUUGAACUACGGUUCAACCACAUCGUGCGGCGUAUCGCCUCCGUCCUUUACAUCAUUAAACAAUUGUUCUACAUGGCCAUUGUAGUGUACGCACCAUCGUUGGCAUUGAAACAAGUAACAGGAAUCAAUGUGUACCUUUCCGUUGGCGUUAUGCUAGGUGUCUGUACGUUCUACACUGCGCUCGGUGGCAUUAAAGCGGUUGUCUGGACAGAUACAUUGCAAAUCUUUGUCAUGUAUGGUUCUUUUAUCACCGUCCUUGUUAAAGGAAUUAACGAUGCAGGAGGUCUCGGAACGGUUUGGCAGCGUAACCUUGAUUCGUCGCGUGUGGAAUUUUUUAAUGUUGAUUUUGAUCCUACUACUCGCCAUACGAUUUGGUCUGUGAUAAUUGGAGGCUUUUUUUAUUGGACCUCCUUUUAUGGAGUCGACCAGUCCAUCGUCCAGCGUUUCUUAGCCAUGCCAACCUUACGCAGAGCACAAAUAUCCAUGUGGUGCAAUUUGGUUGCAGCAGCAGGAAUUGUCGGUUUUGCCUGUUUUGGUGGCACCGUUGUAUACGCCAAAUAUUUUGAUUGUGACCCUUUAACUUCAAAAGUUAUAGAGAAAGCCGAUCAGAUUAUGCCUUUAUUUGUCAUGGAUACAGUUGGAAAUUUGCCGGGUUUGCCAGGUCUCUUUGUCGCAGGAGUUUUUUCAGGCGCUUUAAGCUCUUUGUCGAGUGGUUUGAAUUCCGUGGCCCUCAUAGUUUUGGAGGAUUUUAUUCGGCCUUUCUUUCCUUCCAUUGAAGACCAAACCGCUACCAAAGUCACCAAAGGAGUAGCAAUUCUAUUCGGUUGUAUCAACUUUGGAAUGGUUCUACUGGUAGCUCAAGUUCAGACCAUCUUAGACGCCACUCUCAGUUUUAAUGGAGCUGUUAACGGAGCAAUGAUCGGAGUCUUUACAUUGGGCAUGUUCGUUCCGUCGGCCAAUGCAAUCGGUGCUGGAUUCGGUAUGCUAAUCUCCUUCGCAGCAAUGAUGUGGCUCGGAGUGGGUUCUCAGAUUGCAAAAUCACGUGGAUUACGUCACAAUCAAUUGAAAACUUUAAGCACAGCGGGUUGCGCAUCGUUCAAUUCUACUAUAACAGCAAUCAGCCAAGGAUUAAUGAAAGGGAGUGAAGAUGAAGCUCCAUUUGUUAUUUGGAGGAUUUCCUACCUGUGGUACACUAUGAUAGGAAUGCUGAUCGUCUUGAUCCUGGGAACAAUAGUUAGCUUUAUGACAGGUCGACAAAAUCCGCGACUACUUGAUCCCAAACUCCUAUGCAAAUUCAGUGACUGCUUUCCAUCGUGCAAGAUUGGGGACUCGCCCCAGAAUAACAAAACCAACAACAUUGAACUAGACUAAAUUUUUAUACGUUUUGACCUUUCAGCAAGACCUUGGUGUUCUAGAAGGUCAAUUCUUAACAGUUUUCUCGUAACCGCAAUUCAUCUACGUUAACAUUGACCUUCUAAAAUGACAA